GAUAUGAUGACCGAUGAGUGAUCCUGGGUACAAAUUGCGAGCUCAGCCAGGUCAAUUGCGAACAUUACACCGUAAUAGAAACUCUCCACAGAGCCAUAAAAUGGCAGCCUGCAGCGCAGAAUUCUUCAUCGCCACGCCAAUACAGGCACCGGUACUAGUCCCACCAUGUCGACCCAGACAAUUACGCAGGUAACCGAGUCCAUCCCCGCUGUACUAUCUCUUCGCACAGGCACGGAGAACAAUGGACAGGAAGCUAAGCAAUCCUCCCAGGAUGAACCGUACCGAUAUGCCCACCUUCUUCCUGUCUUCCCAAGAGACGAGCAUUAUCCUCCUCUGACGCCCUUCGAUCAUGUUGACCCUGGUGCACGAGCUCUUGGCCAUGCCAAUCCGCGGGCAUUCUUGGAUAACGCAACAAGCGUUAUAGAGUUGACCCCUCACUUGGGUACGGAAGUCCACGGUGUCAAUCUCGCAGCCUUGGACAGCGACGGAAGAGAUGAGCUUGCACUCUUUAUUGCCCAACGUGGACUCGCCGUUUUCAGGAACCAACAAGACUUUAUCGACAGUGGCCCCGAUUUCUAUCUGGAAUGGGGCAGACACUUUGGUCGCCUGCACAUCCACCCCACGUCAGGUCAUCCGGAUGGCUACCCUGAACUUCACCUGGUGUACCGCGAUGCCAACACGACCUUCAACUUCGAGGUCAAUGACAGUCUCACGCCGACUGUCUGGCACUCCGAUGUCAGUUACGAGCUUCAACCACCGGGUCUUACCACUUUUUUCCUGCUCGCUCAGCCGUCGAGCGGAGGCGACACCCUCUUCACAUCUCAAGUUUCCGCGUUGAAGAGACUAUCACCGCAGUUCGUCGCUUUCCUGAAGACCCUGAAGGCUGUGCAUUCAGGCGUAGAGCAAGCAGACUUCUCGAGGUCUGGCCGGCGGGGAGGUGCCAUUCGACGUGAUCCUGUCGAGUAUAUCCAUCCCGUUGUACGCAGGCACCCUGUGACAGGAGAGGAAGCUUUGUUUGUGAAUCGACAGUUCACCAAGCGAAUCGUUGGCUUGAAGCGGGAAGAGUCAGGUACGUAUCAGAGCAAGGAAACGUUCACGGGCAAGCCUUUAAUUUUGGCGACCACAGAGACGAUCUUGAAGUUCCUCUACGAUUACAUUGACAAGAGCCCGGAUAACCAGGCUCGGGCCAAGUGGGCACCGAACACCGUCGUCAUCUGGGACAACCGUGUUACGGCUCAUGUACGUCUUUCGACAGUCAUUACAUAUAACCAAGCCACUCACGUUAUUAUUGCAGUCUGCUAUUAUCGACUUUGCCGAUUCCAAGGAGAGACGACACGGUGCACGCAUUACGCCUCAAGCAGAAAGACCCAUACCCGCUCUUGCCGGACUCGACCUAUCUGCAUGAGUCGCAAAGCAGGGCUGAAGUCCAUGCGAAAAUGGCGGGAGAGGAUGUAGUAAUAUACUGGUAGAUGUUCUAUGUAAGAAUUAGUGUAGCUUUUAUUGCACACCCUUUGUAUCAGUCAGAUGGACUCCAAGAUGUUGUUUCAGAACAGUAUUGAAUUGUGGCUUCACCGUUG
Molecule: messenger RNA, 1577 nt
Organism: Somion occarium
Lineage: Eukaryota; Fungi; Basidiomycota; Agaricomycetes; Polyporales; Cerrenaceae
Source: the annotation of a GenBank genome assembly